This is a messenger RNA of Paramuricea clavata, 1860 nucleotides long. NCBI's taxonomy places the organism in Eukaryota, Metazoa, Cnidaria, Anthozoa, Malacalcyonacea, Plexauridae. The record is from the annotation of a GenBank genome assembly.
AUGGCAUAUCUUAAGGUUCCUACUGUGGUGGUGUUUCUGUUGAUGUUUAGCAAUUGGUGGAACGUGGAAAGUAAAAAUGUUCAGAGAAGAACUCCAUUUAUUCCGAUUGCAGCAGCGAGUAAAGUCUGGAGCGUAAUUGGCGAAGCUUUAGGCGUAGCAUCAGCUAUUCAGGGCAUUAUCUGCACAUCUACCGAUGCCUGUGGUGGAGACAAAGUCGGACAAAAGCUGGAAAACCUGGAAAAGAAGCUGGAUGCAAUGCACAGCGACCUGACGUCGAUCAAGGAUUUGGCGGAUGAAAUUUGGGACAAUUCAAAGAAAAAAUGGUACUUCAAUCAUGUCGAUCACAUUGCAUUCCUGAGAAAAGAAGUUAUCCGAGAUUUGCAGAAAGAAAACGUUACUGAUCUGGUUAAAGACCGAAGACAGUUAUUUAUAAACGAAGUGCUUGGCGGAGCAGGAAAUGACGAAUACGUUACGAAAGCCCUUUUUUAUAUCCCUGCGCUAGUCACCAAAGAAGGACUUGUCACUCAUUAUUUCGACGUUCAAAUUAAAAAGGGAAAAUCCACUAGAGACGCCGCCAGACUGACAUGGCGUUUUGUCAAACAGCUCUUCCGCUAUCAAGAGGAUGGCUACGCCUCUGUUGCAUUGGCUGCUUCAAUCAAGUACAAAAACAAAGACAAAUCUUACAGCCAGCUCAUGGCCAAGGUUUGCAAUUGGUGGCCUAAACCAGAAGAUUCCGAAUACGGAAAGUUAUGCACCAAAAUAAAAAAUAUUGACAAAGGGGAAAAUGCCAAAGAUAGGAGAAAACCGCAACAGGACUUUCUAUUUGCCAUUGGAGAUCUCGCUCGUUACCCUGUUCAACUAAUGAAAACUGACUGCAAUAAAUUUAUUGACUCUGAUACAUUACUCUACGAAGCUGGUCAUCUCUUUGUUGUACAACCUGCGGCCAAAAAGAUCUUGAUGGUCAAUCGGGAAUCCUUUGAUAUCGUCAAAACCAUCCAUGUUCCAGGAACCGAAUGUGGCGGAAACUGUCAUCCACUCGGCAUUGCUAUCAAUGUGGAACACAAAGUGAUGGCCAUUGCCGCCCAAACCAAAAUAUCAGGAGGAGAAAGCAAGGUCAUGUUGUUUAAUAUAAAAGGAAAAUUAGAAGAGCCAAAUGGAAUCAGCAUAGAACACUACUACACCAUGUCCCAGCUGUUGAAUGUUGGAAGUAAGAAAGCCGAUGUAAGGAGUGUGGCCUUCUGUGGAAACCGUUUUGGAUAUGCAGACUACAAUGGUGUUAUUCGGCACUGGGGAAUGCGUUGGAAAAGUUCAACCCCCGAGCCAGAUCUGCAUGAUCGCCUUAGCUGGUAUCUCAGAAGAUAUAAAAACAUAUUUUACGGCAAAACCUACUACCUUAGCUGCUCGAACAGCAGACAAGACUGGGUGAUAGAAAAAACCUACUUCGCUGCUGCGGACGACGGUGUUGGAGCGGUGCCGUCAAUUAAUACCAAAACUCGACAUGUACUGAAAGUCUUGGACAUUGCAAAACCUAAUGUGAAGGUCUCCGACUGGAAUGAUGUUAAGGACGGGAGCUCGCGAUUGGAUUUAAUCAAAGGAAUAGCCAUGGAUUCUAAGAAAAACUUGUUUUACUCCUCGGGAGGCGAUAUUUUUAAAAAUAGCGUCAGUGGUGUCUACCAACGCACAUACGAUGGCAAACGGCGCUACAUUAGAGAGUGGAAUCAAGGCCACAAAGUGAAAAUGUUUGGCAUGGCGGUAGAUGAUAGCGGAUUCCUGUUUUCAGUACAGGAAGAUGCUUCAGGGGAAAGAUGUCUUCACAAGUUCCAACAUGAGAUCGCCUUGGAAGACAUUAAUGUAUCUUGA